GCAACCCACGCCCCUCCCAUGAGCUCAGAAAAGCAGCGCUCUCUCUCUCUCUCUCCAAUCUCAGUUGCCUUCGAAGUUCUUCACCAGUUAGAGAGAUUUCCAAGACGCAACUCUCUCUCUCUGUCACGUUUUUGUGGCUGUGGAUUCUGUACAAUGAGAACCUCUUCGAUCAGAGCAACAUUCAAAUGAGCUUCAAAGCGCCGAGAUCUCCUUUGACUUCAUCAACAUCUGCAGAUUGCGGUUGGCGGGGAUCUCGCCGCAUAUAUUUUAUUCCUUCGAGUUUUGGGGCGGUAUUUAUGAGCUUAUUCUCGGCAAUCGGCGCAAAAUAGAAGUUAUGCUGGAUGGUUUUCAUGUUGGGAGGUGCUGACCUAGUUCGUGAUUCAUUCAUUAUUGUGAUAUUCGAUAGAUUAUAUGUUCUUCAUCAAUGCUGAUUGGUAUUGGAAGGUGGUUCUCAUGGCGUUAGGGUUUUCUUUAUCACAGUAUGGAAACUUGUUGUACUGUUAUUCAGGAGCUGUAGCGUUUUAAAUAGGAAAAUGGCAUCGUUUAGAAGAAGCACUUCGAUUGUGCAUCGAGAUGGAUCCACACCCAUACCCAGCAAUGAAGAAACCUUCGAUACUUCUCCUUCACCAAAGCCUUCUCAUACAAGAACCUACUUGGUCUUGGGAAGACUACUGAGUUCAUUGCUAAGCUCCAUGGAUUUUCUUACAGAAUCUGAUAGAGUUAUAACUGCUGUUCACAAUGUCUUCUUCCAGAGAUCCUCUCGUCCCAUGGAAAGAUCGAAAACCAAAGGUUUAUUCUUAAAAGGGUCGGUUUUCAGGUUUUUUAUCUGUUUUGUUUUAGGGAUUUUUAUUGGUUUCACCCCAAUCCCCAUGGUUGACAUAUCCAAGAAUAGCUUCUCUAAGCACCGGGCCUUCUCCUUCCACGAGGAGCCGGUGAUCCAAAAUCUUCAGAAGGAGAUGAAUUCAGAGGGCAAUGAUAUCUUAACCACUCAGAAAAAUUUCCUGAAAGAAGUGAGUAAUGCAGAGGCUUCGAUCAAAUUGGAGAUGACGAGCAAUAGUUUGAAUGCCUCACCAAGUCUAACUUCGUCUCAUGAUUUUGCAUUGUUUUCUCGUAAGCUUUUGAUAAUCAUAACUACGACAUUUGCUCGGCCAUUUCAGUCAUUUUAUCUAAACCGUUUGGCGCACACAUUGAGAAAUGUGAAGCAUCCUCUUCUAUGGAUUGUUGUGGAAAAACCCUCGCAAUCUCCUGAAAUUACGAAAGUAUUGAGGGAUACGGGAGUUAUGUACAGACAUCUUGUUUGUGACCAGAAUUCGACUGGUAUGAAAGAUGAAAGCAUACAGCAAAGAAAUGUUGCACUUUUACAUAUUGAAAAGCAUCAGCUUGAUGGUAUUGUGCUUUUUGCUGAUGAUGAUAAAAUAUAUUCAGUUGAGCUCUUUGAUGAAAUGCAGAAAAUCAGGCGUUUUGGCACUUGGCCAGUUGCAGUGCUUGCUGAGGACAAGAAAAAGGUUUUGCUAGAAGGUCCUAUUUGUAAUGGCAGUCGAGUUAUCGGAUGGCAGACUGAUCGAAAUAAGUUAUCUCGUAGAUUCCACGUCGAAAUGUCUGGAUUUGCUUUUAACAGCACCAUUCUCUGGGAUCCAAAAAAAUGGCACCGACCCAACAUCGACCUUAUCAGAUACCAGGACUCUAUCAGAGAGGGUUUCAAGGAAAGCAAAUUUGUGGAGCAAUUAGUCGAAGAUGAAAGCCAAAUGGAAGGCUUGGCAGAAAAUUGUUCCAAAGUUCUGGUCUGGAAUGUACAUUUUGAGGCCAAUGAACUUCUAUAUCCUAAUGGCUGGUUGGUUCCAAGAAAUCUGGAAGCACUGAUUCCCCUAAAACUGUAGAAGAUAAGCUAAAUCUCAAUCUCUCAAAGCUCCCCUUAAGCUUCUGGUAGGUAUAUAAUAUAGCGAAAAAUGUCAUGUUGGUCCCUGACUCUUUGUAGUACGUCAUUUUAGUCUCAGAGUUUAUAAAAACCAUCAUUUUAGCCCAUAUUAAAAGAGUCUGGGGACUAAUUUGACAUUUUAAUGUCCCCACAUGAAAUAGUCGGGGGAUUAUUUUGACACUUUACUCCAUAAAUCUAUAAUGAUGUGAUUUAUUAUAUUUAAAUUAUUGAGUGGGGGAGAUCAUAUUAUCAUAUUUUUAUAUGGUUAUGUUCUUGGUUCUCCCAAUGUUGUAUUUCAGGGUUCCCAAUUCUGUCUCUUUUCAGGAAUAGGCUUUAUGAAUCCUUUGUAUCACAGUUCAAGCUCUGUUGAAUUCACCCAAUUCUUCUUCGACAUUUUUUUUUUUAAAUUUUUGGUGUUAUUGAAGAACAUGUAUAGUUUAUACUCUAAUUCUUUGUA
This is a messenger RNA of Phalaenopsis equestris, 2372 nucleotides long. Its product is annotated as probable glucuronosyltransferase Os01g0675500. Gene Ontology annotation, molecular function: xylosyltransferase activity; galactosylgalactosylxylosylprotein 3-beta-glucuronosyltransferase activity. Gene Ontology annotation, biological process: plant-type secondary cell wall biogenesis; glucuronoxylan biosynthetic process. NCBI's taxonomy places the organism in Eukaryota, Viridiplantae, Streptophyta, Magnoliopsida, Asparagales, Orchidaceae. Gene Ontology annotation, cellular component: Golgi membrane. The transcript is spliced from 5 exons. Bases 534 to 1877 code for a protein of 447 amino acids. The record is from RefSeq and is a predicted model, not a curated record.